Eruca vesicaria subsp. sativa (arugula) is the source of this 953-nucleotide messenger RNA. Lineage: Eukaryota; Viridiplantae; Streptophyta; Magnoliopsida; Brassicales; Brassicaceae. The record is from the annotation of a GenBank genome assembly.
UAUAUAAGUCUCCGUUAGAAGAAUCAGUUUCAUAUCAUUUGCAGCUUGUUACGACAAUGUCACGACCAAUAUCCCUUGAUGAAAUGAUGGCAGCGUUAAAAGAAAAAAACAAAACAUGUCACUUCUGGAAGAUAGAAAAUUUCUCUUUAGUCAAAAAACACAUCAAAUUGGUUGAAUCCUCUGUUUUUUAUUUUGGUGGUUACAGAUGGAAACUCAUGGUGCUCCCAUCUGGGUAUGAGGGUAGUCUUUCUGGUAAUGUCGCCUUGGUCUUACAAAGGCAAGCUCCCUCAAUAGGUGUUUAUCAUACACUUGAGUUAUUUGUCGUUAAUCAACUAUCGCAAAUAUGGCAUUCAUCAGGAAACAUUGUCUUACCAGCAGAGCAGGACUGGACUUGGGAUCCAAAUUUGAUGUCUCAUGUCAAUAGCGAGUACCUAGGUCUGCUUGUUGGAGAUUGUUGUAUCUUUGGUGUCAGGUUUUAUGGGUUUCAACCUGCUGCUUCCGGAACAGCUGAAUGUUUUAGCGUGAUUGAGAAACCUCUCAAUCACAAAGUCACUUGGAUGAUGAACAGGUUCUCGUCUUUUGAGCCUGAAAAAGCUCAUCAUUCUAAUGAAUUCAUCGUUGGAAACCGGAAAUGGAGAAUUCAAGUGCACCCAAGAGGCUUUAAUGAGGGAAAAGACAAAUCACUUUCUGUGUAUCUAGUUGGAGGAGGGCUUAUCAACAAUGUGCCGGAAGUGGCAAACACUUACGCCAUGUUUAAGCUGCGUGUAUUGGAUCAAGUUAACCGCAAUCAUUUUGAGAAAGCUUUUUUGGGUUGGCUUGGUGAAAAUCCUGUUGUCAUUCAAGGCUUUCCAGAAUUUAUGCCUCUGUCCAAACUUGGUGAACCUUAUUUGGUGAACGAUAAGUUAUAUGUGGGAGUUGAAUUUGAAUUCAUCUCUGUGACAAAUUAUUGUUAG